CACCUGAGCCCAGGAUUUAUGACAAAGGGAGGGACAUGUUAGCAGUUAAAACCCUCUCUCUGCCUUCCCUGCUAAUCUCACUGGCAGGCUAUUGCUCUGUACCCACUGCUCUUCCUUUCUGUGCCCGCUGCUCGGUGCCCGCUGCUCCGCCAUGAGCCUUACGAUGAGGGGUGCGCCCUCUGAAACCCGGCCCGCCACGGCCGAGAUCCAGGCCAUCGCCGACAAGGUGAAGUCCCAGCUGGAGGAGAAGGAAAAGAAGAAGUACCCCACUUUCAAGGCCACGGAGUACAAGAGCCAAGUGGUCUCGGGGACUAACUACUUCAUCAAGGUUCAAGUUGCAGAUAAUGACUUCGUGCACCUUCGAGUGUUUGAAAGUCUCCCUCAGGAAAACAAGGCCUUGGCCUUGGACAGUUAUCAGACCAACAAGACCAAGCAUGAUGAGCUGGACUAUUUCUAGUUGUAGAUUUGAAGUGAACCUUCGCCACGUGGCUCUCUGUCAUGUGUUCAUGCACCUGUGUCAUUAAUCAACACCUCUCUAUGCUGUGCCACUUUCGCUGGAGGGGCUGCUCUGCACCAAUCUGGUGUCUCUGCCUCUGACUUUAACAGCGUGAUUUUCCUCCCAAUCAAUGAUCUUAACUAAAUUGCUUUCCAAGAGGGCUUAGAUGAUCCCUAAAUAAAUACAUUUUAAGUUUUUGCAAA
Molecule: messenger RNA, 699 nt
Organism: Myotis daubentonii (Daubenton's bat)
Lineage: Eukaryota; Metazoa; Chordata; Mammalia; Chiroptera; Vespertilionidae
Product: cystatin-B-like
Cellular component (GO): cytosol
Molecular function (GO): cysteine-type endopeptidase inhibitor activity
Source: RefSeq, a predicted model, not a curated record